This is a messenger RNA of Carcharodon carcharias (great white shark), 2874 nucleotides long. RefSeq names its product cyclin-dependent kinase 5 (gene cdk5). NCBI's taxonomy places the organism in Eukaryota, Metazoa, Chordata, Chondrichthyes, Lamniformes, Lamnidae. The coding region runs from base 54 to 932 and encodes 292 amino acids. The record is from RefSeq and is a predicted model, not a curated record. The transcript has 12 exons. Gene Ontology annotation, cellular component: cytoplasm; nucleus. Gene Ontology annotation, molecular function: cyclin-dependent protein serine/threonine kinase activity; ATP binding. Gene Ontology annotation, biological process: protein phosphorylation; axonogenesis; neuron apoptotic process.
CUGAGGGUGGCGCUGUGAGCCAGUUUCCCGCCGUUCAGUGUCCGGCCGCCGCGAUGCAGAAAUAUGAGAAACUGGAGAAAAUCGGGGAAGGGACCUAUGGGACCGUGUUUAAAGCCAAGAACAGGGAAACCCAUGAAAUUGUAGCAUUGAAGAGAGUUCGUCUGGAUGAUGAUGAUGAGGGUGUCCCCAGCUCAGCUCUGCGAGAAAUCUGCCUUCUGAAAGAGCUGAAACAUAAAAACAUUGUGCGGCUACACGAUGUUCUACACAGCGAUAAGAAGCUGACCCUCGUGUUUGAGUAUUGUGACCAGGAUUUGAAGAAAUAUUUCGACAGCUGUAACGGAGAUCUGGAUCCUGAGAUUGUGAAGUCUUUUAUGUAUCAGUUACUGAAGGGUUUGGCGUUCUGUCACAGCAGGAAUGUGCUACACAGGGACUUGAAACCACAGAACCUCCUGAUCAACAGGAACGGUGAGCUGAAACUGGCGGACUUCGGGCUGGCUCGAGCGUUUGGUAUCCCUGUCCGAUGUUACUCUGCAGAGGUGGUGACACUGUGGUAUCGCCCUCCAGACGUGCUGUUUGGCGCCAAACUCUACUCCACUUCCAUAGACAUGUGGUCAGCUGGCUGUAUAUUUGCAGAGUUAGCAAAUGCAGGAAGACCACUGUUUCCUGGCAAUGAUGUAGAUGAUCAGUUGAAGAGGAUUUUUCGUUUGCUGGGGACCCCAACAGAGGAGCAGUGGCCUUCCAUGACUAAGCUACCUGACUACAAGCCCUACCCCAUGUACCCAGCGACAACAUCUUUACUAAAUGUUGUUCCAAAACUCAACACUACUGGACGAGACCUCCUGCAGAACCUGUUGAAAUGCAACCCAGUGCAAAGAAUUUCAGCUGAGGAAGCCUUGCAACAUCCCUACUUUGCAGAUUUCUGUCCCCCUUAAGGGGAAGUGUGACAUCCAGAGCUGCCUCAGUCACCCACCCCAAGACUGCUUACCGAUCUUUACCUGUCAACCCGAUGGAACCAGCCACAACUCUGGCUGCCUCCCAUUCUGCACUAGCCAGAUGUCUUGUCGCUGUAGCAAACAAUUUGACGGACAGCUGGGGUGACCUCACUAUGGGUGGGGCUCCUGAGAAUGAGUGUUUUUCUGGAAGGAAUUUUUGUUAGCAUUCCAUUACAAUUAAUAUGAGAGAGAAAGCACUUUUUUGUUUGUAAGGAAAUUGUGUUGAAACUUGUCCUGUUGACUGAUGUCUGUGCACGUGUAUCAGUGUAUGUGUCCUUUUGCUUUCAUGCGUGUCAUGCAUGUGUCAUGCUUCCCUCAUGCACAUGGGUCUAUGUUUUAUGUCUGCAUAUGUCCACGAGCGUUAUUGUGUGCGUGCUUGUCACCCCGUGUGCAAUCAGGUGUACAAUCGUGUGUGGCCCUGUUUGCGUUGAUGUGCAUAUGUGUCUGUGUCAUCAUGAAUGCCCUUGCUUCUCAGUCAUGUGCCCUCUCACUUGUCUAUGUGUUAUUAGAUGUACACUCUUGUCAUGGUCUGUGCUGCCAUGUCCCUGUAUGUAUGGAUUUACAUCCUGUGUGCACACUCCCGUGUGUGUGUGUGUGUGUGUUAUUGCAUGUGCUUCAUAUGUUAACAUGGAUCUUGUGGCUGUGUAAUUGUGUGUAUUGCAGACUUUUGUUAAUGACCAAAUAAUGUUACUGAGUAAAGUAUUAGUGUGGAAUCGGAGCACAGAUUAUCUGCUGCAGACCCUGUCUUUUUCUGGAAUGAUUUUCUUAGAAUUCUGUUUAUCAUGAAAGUAUUUUGUUGGAAAGAAAUGUUGUGAAAUUUAGAAGUUGAGUUAUUUGCUUUGUACAUGUAUUCUUGUGUGUGUUCUCACACCAUGCAUGUUUUUAUUAUUGAACGUAUGUAUUGUGUGCUCUUUCAUCUAUUGUAUGGGAUCUUGUAUGUUGCCAUGUGCACUUGUGUUUUAUUGUUUUUGUGUGUACAUUAACACAUUUGUAUUUGCGUGUCUUGUAUGUAUCCCCAUUAUUGAGAGUGCUCGUGUCUGUUAAUGUGUGCGCUGUUGUGUGUUAAUACAUGUGCUGUUGUGUGUCCAUGUUAGCACGUGCCCUUGUGUCUGUACGUGUUGGCAUUUGUGCUCUUGUGUUUUGUCUGCAUUGGCACGGAUGCCCUCGUGCGUCUGCGUUGGCAUUGUGCUGCUGUGUUUCUCUGCCUUGGCAUGUGUACUCUCGUGUGUACCUGUUAGCAUGUGUGCUGUUGUGUUUCUCUGCGUUGGCAUGUGUACUCUCAUGUGCCUGUUACCAUGUGUGCUCUUAUGUUGUUGGUAUGUGUGCUAUCAUGUCCACAUUGGCACAUGUACUGUUGUGUGGCCCUGUUAACGUGCUCUCAUGUGUGCCCACAUGGGAAGGUGUGCUCUCUGAGUGUCUUGAGUGUGUAUUGAGCACUUUUUUUUUUUGCCAAAUGCCUCUGUUACUGAGUAAGGUCUUUCUGUUGAGCCCAAAUUCCAGGGGUCACUGAUUUAGCUUUCACCCUAAAUGAUAAAGACAUCCACAGCUUGGUUGUUGGAUGUCUCCACUUACUGCUCUCAGGAUAGGUGCCAAAGACCCCUCCUGUGACGAAGCUCUCACUUCCUACUCUGCUAAUGUAGUGUUGCCUGGAAAUCCAUUGAAUCACUUGUAAUUAGGUCACUGAAUUGAUACAAGCCCUUUUGUGUUUGGUUAGCCUUUGAAUAGCAGAAAAAUAAUCACAGUCUGUGCAUCAUGGCUCAUAUACUGCAGAUCAGAAGUAAAUUGUAGUAACAAAAUCAAGAUGGCAGAUUUUACUGGAUUACAAAACUUUAUACCUCCUUAGAUGCAAAACGAUUAAUAAAAAAGUGGAACAUUUUGCUAA